AUGCCAUUCUUCCAACCAAAAGUCACCCCCCUACCCUCCGGCAUUGACCUGCACGGCAAAUCCGCCGUGAUAACCGGCGCCAGCGCAGGCCUCGGCCUCGAAACAGCCCGGCAACUCCUAUCCCUAAACCUGACCACCCUCAUCCUUGCCGUCCGCAACGAAACCAAAGGCGCAGCCUGUAUCGAAACCCUCCUAUCUGACCCAACCAUCAAAUCCAAGAACCCAAUCAUCAAACUCCUGCCCCUCGACGUCAACGACAACAACAGCAUAACAUCCUUCGCCAAAACCCUGCCCCAAACCCUCCCAACCCUCAACAUUCUCAUCCUAAACGCAGGAAUAAGCCGCUUCAAACACACCCCCAGUCCGACGGGCCACGAGGAAACCGUGCAAGUCAAUUACCUCUCCAACGCACUCCUGCUAGCAACUCUACUCCCGUAUCUAAACGCCAGCGCUGAGAAAACCGGUUCCCCAACCCGGGUUACCUGGCUGGGUAGUCGUAUGCACGAGCUUAUGACUAGUUUUCCGAAAAAGUCUCCCCUAGCUGGUCCCUAUACCUCCGUUCUGGAGUACGUCGAUGCUGAGGGUACUAUCUCGCCGUACUCGCGGUACGCGGAUAGUAAGGUGCUCUGCGCGAUGUUCAUGUACAGUCUUGCGCCGAGGUUGGAUUCCAGCAAGGUUCUGCUGAAUAUGGUUUGUCCCGGGAUGGUGGAUACGGGGAUUAGUGAUUUUUUGCCGAUUUAUUGGAGGGUUGUUGUUGAUCUUGUUAAGGCGUUGAGGGCGAGGAGUGUGGAGGUUGGGGGGUGGUUGGUUGUUAAUGCUGCUGUUGUGGCUGGGGUGGAGUCGUAUGGGAGGCUUUUGGGGGAUAAGGAGGUUCUUGAGGUUUCCAAGUAUAUUCAGUCUGAGGAUGGGAGGAAGGUGCAGGAGAAGUUGUGGGAGGAGACUUUGGAUGAGUUGAAGAAGUUUACUACUUUGCCGCGGGAGUUUAUAUGA
Penicillium cataractarum is the source of this 990-nucleotide messenger RNA. RefSeq names its product Short-chain dehydrogenase/reductase SDR. Bases 1 to 990 code for a protein of 329 amino acids. The record is from RefSeq and is a predicted model, not a curated record. The transcript has 2 exons. NCBI's taxonomy places the organism in Eukaryota, Fungi, Ascomycota, Eurotiomycetes, Eurotiales, Aspergillaceae.